This is a messenger RNA of Amyelois transitella, 2284 nucleotides long. RefSeq names its product sex peptide receptor (gene SPR). Gene Ontology annotation, molecular function: G protein-coupled peptide receptor activity. Bases 129 to 1385 code for a protein of 418 amino acids. The transcript is spliced from 7 exons. Gene Ontology annotation, cellular component: membrane. The record is from RefSeq and is a predicted model, not a curated record. Lineage: Eukaryota; Metazoa; Arthropoda; Insecta; Lepidoptera; Pyralidae. Gene Ontology annotation, biological process: G protein-coupled receptor signaling pathway.
UUUCAGAUAAUUGUUUAGCUGUCAAAAAGAUGUCGUGACUGUAAUCUACACAUUUUUACAGACAACUCAGCGGCGGCAGCGAAAUAAAAAAAAAAAACAAUAAAUAUGACAAAGACAAGAUAGUCAAAAUGGCGGCACAAGAUCGAGAUUGGGUGGCGGACUAUUUUGAAAAUAGAACGAAAUUAGUGAGAGAUGAAGAAUUCGACAGAAUCAACAAUUACACUUAUUUCGACAACCAAACGAUUAUUCCGGAAUAUUCUAAUUUUACAACGGACGAUUAUUGCAGUUCAAAUCAUUCACACGUUUAUUUGAAUGUCACAUGUGAAUUUCCAAUCAAUUACGCGGAGCCUAUGUAUGGCUACAUCGCUCCAUUCCUCUUAGCUACAACGACAGUCGCUAACACCCUUAUCGUGGUGGUCCUGUCACGCCGCCACAUGCGUACGCCCACCAAUGUGGUGCUAAUGGCUAUGGCCCUGUGCGACAUGUUCACGAUGUUGUUCCCGGCACCUUGGCUGUUCUACAUGUACACAUUCGGGAAUCAUUACAAGCCACUGAGUCCUGUGCGGGCGUGUCAGCUCUGGAAUUAUAUGAACGAGGUAAUACCUGCCAUGUUUCACACUGCCAGCAUCUGGCUGACAUUGGCCCUUGCUGUCCAGAGGUACAUCUACGUGUGUCACGCACCAGUCGCUCGAACUUGGUGCACCAUGCCCCGCGUGAUGAAAUGCCUCAUCUACAUCGGCAUAGCGGCCUUUCUCCACCAGCUCCCAAGGUUCUUCGACCGCCAGUACGUCCCCCAUGUUACUUUCUGGAGGGGACACUUUGAAGAAGUCUGCCGGAUGCAAAUGGCGCCGUGGGUUCAAACCUUAUCAAUGGACGCCUAUUUCAUCUCGUACUUCGGUUUCCGAGUGCUCUUCGUCCAUCUGAUCCCCUGCACAUCCUUGGUCGUCCUCAACGUCCUCCUCUUCAGGGCAAUGAGAACAGCGCAGAUAAACAGACAAAAACUUUUCAAGGAAAACAGAAAGUCCGAGUGCAAGAAAUUGAGAGAUUCAAAUUGCACAACGUUGAUGCUUAUUGUGGUCGUAACCGUCUUCCUAUUGGUCGAAAUUCCUGUCGCUGUAGUUACUAUAUUACACAUUAUAUCUAGUACCAUAGUCGAAAUUUUGGACUACCAUAUCGCCAACAUACUAAUUUUGAUCACCAAUUUCUUCAUCAUAGUUUCCUAUCCGAUCAACUUUGCAAUAUACUGCGGUAUGUCGCGACAGUUCAGGGAGACUUUCAAAGAGUUGUUUAUUAGGGGAGCUGUUACUAGUAGGAAAAAUGGCGGAUCUAGUAGAUAUUCCCUCGUCAACGGGCCUAGGACUUGCACUAAUGAAACUGUACUUUAAAUACGUGAUUCGUGAGCUAUGUGCAAUGGGAUUCGGAAAUUAACUGUCAAAUCAGGUUUUUUUUAUAUUUUUCAGUUUUUAUUUGAGAAAAUACGUUUAAAAACACCUAAAUGAAAAAGUACCUAAAAAAAAUUGAACAGUCAAAGACUUUCUUUUUUUGAAAACCUGUAUUUAUUUACCGAAUCAAAAUUAAAAAAGAAUUGUAUAAUAAUCUGUACGGAUAAGUAAUAAAAUUGUAAAUAUAUAUUUUAUAAUAAUGCAACUUUCUUUUUUAGAUGGCCUAUUUGUAUAAUUGUAGACAUAUCAAUGUUUUUGAUAUAUUUGUGAAAGUCUUAUUUAAAAAAAAAAAGUAGUUGACGGCUUUUUAAUUUUUUUAAUAAGAUACUUUUUUGACGGCCGUGUGAUCACCUGAUCUAAAAAUGUAAAUUGAAGGUAUACAUAUAUAUAAAAUAUAUAACUAUUAUAUUUAUUUAUUUGGUGUUUCUAUAUACAAUAAUAUGAAAAUUAAAUUGAUGAGCUGGUCACAAGGCCUGUAAAUGGCGAGCCCCCAUUUGAAAAAGUAUCUAAUAAAAAUGUUUCUGUAAAUAAAAAUUAUAUAAUAAAUGUGUUUUUAUUUUAGUUUACCUAGAAAUACAGAAUUUUUUUGUAAAUAAAAUAAACGAAUUGUGUAAAACUAAAUUAGUUUGAUGUGUAAAAAAAUAUGUAGUCAAUCAGAGUUACUAAUGUUUAAAUUUAAUUUGUUAUAGGGUAAAAUGUUUAUAUAUAUAUUAUUUAUACAUAAUUUAUAAUAAAUGGAUUUCUAGACAAGGCAACAAAGAAUAUUCAAUGCUUUUUGUUAUAUUAAUUAGAAAAUGUAUGCAUUUUUUAAAUCUGUGACUUGGACCAUGGCGAAUCAAAUA